AGGUGAGACUUGAGAGUACUUGCAACUAAAACAGUGUACCCACCGGCCUUUCUCUCUCCACGAGGAGACCUCACCAUCUUUUUCUCUCUCCUUAAUUUCUCAGAUUUCAUUUGUACCUUUCUUUGAUUUCAAAAACCCAUAAAAAUGGCGUUUGAGUUUCGAAAAUUAACUCCAUUCUCUAAUCAAUUAAUCAUGGCGUUGCACCAAUUUCAUCUUUCUAUUCAUUUGGUGCACUGUUUCUAACCAAUGGUGGUUGGUGUUCUUCCUCUUUGUAUUACUGCUACGACUACUUCUGACUUACCACCUUGUUUGUUUUGCUUUACUUUACUACCAAGCUUCCUUUGAUGCUUUGCUCUUCCUCUAUUACCCCAUCUUCUCAGAUCCAAACACACUCUUAGCUUUUUCUUCUUUGUGUCGGUCAUGAAACCACUUUCGCUGACUCCCGAAUUACCAAGUAAAAUUUUGAUAUGGCUGCUUGUAUCAUGUUACAUGGCAUUUCCCGCUUGCGGGGAAUCUUAUAGUGCACAAUUAUUGGAAUCAUCUGCUAAAACACCAUCGACUGUUCCCAACCGUGUUGCGAAUGGCAAUCCAUUACUAGUCGAAUCAAAGGAACAUCACAUAUUGCGACACUCGAGGCGGUAUCUUGCAUCAGCACCAGUUCAAGCUCCAGAUGGACCACUAACGUUCAGCCAUCCACCUGUUGGUUCUAUAUUGUCUCAAAACGUGAAUAAAAAUGACACAUUAGCUUCACCAGUUGAAGGCCUUAUGCCACCUCUCUUGGCUGGAGCAGCUCCAGCAGAGUCUAGAUUACCUGAGCCACCCUUUCCUCCUAAAGUCUCAAAUUGUUGUGGACCUGAUAUGGUACAGAAACGACAGACCCCAAGCUGCCAUUGUGUUUAUCCAAUCAAGGUUGAUCUUCUGCUUCUGAAUGUGUCUCAAAAUCCAAAUUGGAGUCUUUUCCUUGAUGAGUUUUCUUCAGGACUGGGUCUUCGUGCUCCUCAGAUGCAAAUGAAUAAUUUUUAUUGGCUUACCCUGACAAGUUUAAAUAUUUCAUUGGAUAUUACUCCACAUACUGGGAUCAGUUUCUCACCUGGUGCUGCAUCUGCUAUAAAUUCCUCACUUUUGUUGCAUAAAGUCUCCAUACCGAGAUUAGUAGGUGUGGGAGAUUACAAGCUUCUAAACGUGACAUGGUAUCAGCCCCCUGCUCCAUCACCAGCUCCUCUAUCUGCUGCUGGACCAACAAAAGCACCUUAUCAUCAGGCUUCAGCUUCAGCUUCAAAAUCAGGCACCCCUAGCAAAGGGAGCAACUCAAUCGCUGUAAUUGCUCUCAGCAUUGGGGCUGGAGUCGUGAUCAUUGGCAUUAUAUUUUUGCUAGUCAUAUGUUCUUGUUCAUCCUAUCAGAAACCUAAACCAUCUAUGAAAGAUCCAGAAAAUUCUGUAUCAAAGUCACGUACUUCUGAGGCUGCGCCAACUGGAGGAUCUCUUCCACACCCUAGUAGUACGAGGUUUUUGCCAUUUGAAGAAUUGAAGAAGGCUACAAAUAAUUUUGAAAAAGCCAGCAUACUUGGUGAGGGUGGCUUUGGCAAAGUUUUCAAAGGUGUCUUAAGUGAUGGAACAGCUGUUGCAAUCAAGAGACUAACAAACGGUGGGCCUCAAGGUGACAAGGAGUUCUUGGUUGAGGUUGAAAUGCUUAGCAGGCUACAUCAUCGUAACCUCGUGAAACUUGUGGGCUACUAUAGCAGCCGCGAAUUCUCUCAAAAUCUGCUUUGUUAUGAACUUGUUCCUAAUGGAAGUCUGGAGGCCUGGCUUCAUGGUCCUCUGGGGGUGAAUUGUCCAUUAGAUUGGGACACAAGAAUGAAGAUUGCGCUGGAUGCUGCUAGAGGACUUGCAUACUUGCAUGAAGACUCGCAACCGUGUGUCAUCCACAGAGACUUUAAGGCGUCAAAUAUAUUGCUUGAGAACAAUUUUAAUGCGAAGGUUGCAGAUUUUGGUCUUGCUAAACAGGCGCCUGAAGGCAGGCAAAAUUAUCUGUCAACUCGAGUUAUGGGAACAUUUGGGUAUGUAGCUCCAGAAUAUGCCAUGACCGGUCAUUUACUCGUAAAAAGUGAUGUCUAUAGCUAUGGGGUUGUCUUGCUGGAGUUACUGACUGGAAAAAAGCCUGUGGAUAUGUCGCAGGCAGCUGGGCAGGAGAACCUUGUUACCUGGGCAAGGCCAAUUCUGAGAGAUAAGGAUCGUCUGGAAGAGCUUGUGGAUCAGAAGCUUCAGGGAAAUUACCCAAAGGAAGAUUUUAUACGGGUUUGCACCAUUGCAGCUGCUUGUGUUGCUCCCGAGGCGAAUCAACGGCCCACAAUGGGUGAGGUGGUGCAGUCUCUUAAAAUGGUGCAACGGGUUACCGAGUAUCAAGACACUGGCACAGGAUCUGCUAAUAUGAGAGCGAACCUUAGACAGUCCUCGACUACCUUCGAAUCUGAUGGGACUUCUUCUAUCUUCUCAUCAGGCCCUUACUCCGGUUUGAGUACCUUUGAUGAAAAUAUAUCUCGAACAGCAAUUUUCUCUGAGGAUCUUCAUGAAGGCAGAUGAAGUAGAUUUGAAUUGUACAUUCCAUUCGCUUGCUCACUCAGAGAGAAGAAAGAAACAGCUCAUGUUAGUCGGCCGGACAGGUUUGAUUGCUUUCUGAAGAUGAUCUAUCAUUGGUGAGGUUUGUGUAGUAAGAAAUGAAUUUCCUUGUAUACUACGGAGAGCCGUCGACAAAUUUCUAUGAGGCGAUGAAGCUCCUUGGUGUUACUGCAUCACUUUGAAGCGCAAAAUGAUGUAGAUAUGUGUAUCGGUGGACUCGGUUCUUUCAUCUUAUACAGGUUAAGGACCUACCAAAAAAUCUGGGUUAAAUGGGAAUUCCUUUCUUUUUUUUUCCCUCACCUAAAUCAUCCUCAUUAUGUUUUCUGGGAUUACUAUUUUAGCCUGUUUGUUUAAAAUAUAAAAUCCUUGUACAUUUAUCUUUGUAUUGUCGGAGUUCAUCUAUUAAAGUCAAAUGUGCAGGUUGAAAUUUCUUGCUGAAUUACCAGAAAGUUCUUAGUUUUAGAAUAUGCUACUGCUUUAUCAUCUCAAAUUUUGUUUACAUAUAUUCGUUUGAGAUUUGGUGUGAAUCUGUGAACUUUAAGAAAGCAAUUGACUUGGGAAUUUUUAUUUUAUUUUUUUCUUUUAGCUAUAUUAUUGCUGGAUUUG
Messenger RNA from Amaranthus tricolor (Joseph's coat), 3222 nucleotides. Its product is annotated as serine/threonine-protein kinase CDG1. Gene Ontology annotation, molecular function: protein kinase activity; ATP binding. Gene Ontology annotation, biological process: protein phosphorylation. Bases 421 to 2580 code for a protein of 719 amino acids. The record is from RefSeq and is a predicted model, not a curated record. The transcript is spliced from 8 exons. Lineage: Eukaryota; Viridiplantae; Streptophyta; Magnoliopsida; Caryophyllales; Amaranthaceae.